This is a messenger RNA of Schizophyllum commune H4-8, 972 nucleotides long. RefSeq lists its product as uncharacterized. The record is from RefSeq and is a predicted model, not a curated record. Bases 1 to 972 code for a protein of 323 amino acids. Lineage: Eukaryota; Fungi; Basidiomycota; Agaricomycetes; Agaricales; Schizophyllaceae. The transcript has 2 exons.
AUGACGACUGCAAUUCAGCCCCUUUCCCGCCUUCGCCUGCGCCUCCUCCUUCCUCCCGCAAGACUUAUGCGCCAACGCGCCCUUCCUCCUCUUCCUUCCUUCAAGCACCGCGCCAACGCACGUCCUCCUUCAAGCACCGUGCCUCGGCACGUCCUUCCGCCCUUCCAGCACCGUGCCAACGCACGUCCUCCUCCUCCUACUGCAAGACGUAUGCGCCAACUCGCUUCCUCCUCCUCCUUCUGCAAGAUUUAUGCGCCAACUCGCUUCCUCCUCCUCCUCCUCCUUCUGCAAGAUUUACGCGCCAACUCGCUUCCUUGCGCCAACUUGCAUCCUUGCGCCAACUCGCUUCCUCCUCUUCUUCCUUCCUCAAGCGCCGCGCCAACUCGCUUCCUCUUCCUCCAGCCUCAAGCCCUGCGCCAACUCGCUUCCUCGCGCCAACUCGCAUCCUUCCUCCUUCCUCAAGUACCGCGCCAACUCGCUUCCUCCUCUUCCUCCUCCUUCAAACACCACGCCAACGCGUGUACUUCCUCCUGCCCGCAAGCCCUACGCGCCAACUCGCUUCCUUCUGCAUUCAAGAACCACGCCAUGGCGCGGCCCCUCCUCCUGCGACAAUUUUGCGCCAAUGCACCCCUCCCAAGCACUAACGCCGUCUCAAAGGUCCUUCUUCCUAUGGAAGACGCACUUCCCGUCACACGCGACGGCUUUGUUCCACGUCAAGGUUCAUCCCGAGAGACGCAGACACGCCGCCCCCUUUACGGCUCCUCAAGAACCUCGUACCAAGGCGCCUAUCUUCACCCUCGCCCGUCUCGCAACAAACCCGACGACACUACGACCCUCAUUUGCCAUCCUCAAGCUCCCACGCGCUGUAGCGCCCUUCCAACUCGCGUGCAGGACCUGGCGCGAGCACGACGUUCUCGCUACUUCAUGUUUUCGCCGCUGCGGGUGCCCGCCCAGAUCGCGCGUUCGCCCUGA